This is a messenger RNA of Ictalurus punctatus (channel catfish), 2471 nucleotides long. It is a transcript of the gene kcnk3b, whose product is annotated as potassium channel, subfamily K, member 3b. The transcript has 2 exons. Gene Ontology annotation, molecular function: open rectifier potassium channel activity; potassium ion leak channel activity. Bases 254 to 1396 code for a protein of 380 amino acids. The record is from RefSeq and is a predicted model, not a curated record. NCBI's taxonomy places the organism in Eukaryota, Metazoa, Chordata, Actinopteri, Siluriformes, Ictaluridae. Gene Ontology annotation, cellular component: membrane. Gene Ontology annotation, biological process: stabilization of membrane potential; potassium ion transmembrane transport.
CUUUCAUUAUAAGCAGUUACCUAAUUUAACCUAAAUGACCAACGUCCAAAUAAGGUCUCGCUCCUCCCGUUGCUUGGGGGUGGUGCUGAAGGAACAGCUCCCAGUUUCCAUCCUGCUCUCUCUCAGGUCCGCUUAGGGAUCAUCCCACCGGUGAAGCCAUGAGGGGUUCCGCAAAGACAUGAAUCACCAAAGUUCUUCUCACGAACCGGAUCUAGCUCCGAAGACGCAAGGAUACUUGAUUAGCUAACUUAAGAUGAUGAAGAGGCAGAACGUGCGCACGCUCGCUUUAAUUAUUUGCACCCUGUCCUAUUUGCUAAUUGGAGCGGGAGUCUUCGACGCGCUGGAGUCGAAGCAAGAAAAAAGCCAGCGGAGAAAGCUGGACUAUCGCAAGUUUCUACUGAUGAGCAGGUACAAUCUGUCCAAAAACGAUUUCGAGCAGAUUGAAAAAGUAGUCUUGCUUCUGAAGCCGCACAAAGCCGGAGUGCAGUGGAAGUUCGCCGGCUCUUUUUACUUCGCCAUCACUGUGAUAACGACCAUAGGUUAUGGCCAUGCUGCCCCCAGCACAGAUGCAGGGAAAGCGUUCUGCAUGGGCUAUGCGCUUCUGGGCAUCCCACUCACUCUGGUGAUGUUCCAGAGCCUGGGUGAACGCAUUAACACCUUUGUCCGCCUCCUGCUGCACAAAGCCAAGAAGUGUGUGGGUCUGCGACGACCAGAGGUCUCCAUGGCCAACAUGGUGACUAUCGGCUUCUUCUCUUGUGUUGGCACCCUUUGCAUUGGGGCAGGUGCCUUCUCGCAUUAUGAGGGCUGGAGCUACUUCCACGCUUUCUACUACUGCUUCAUCACUCUGACAACCAUCGGUUUUGGGGAUUAUGUGGCCCUGCAGAAGGACAAUGCGCUCCACAAUGACCCCCAUUACGUGGCCUUUAGCUUUGUCUACAUUCUGAUGGGCCUGACGGUGAUUGGUGCCUUCCUCAACUUGGUAGUGCUGCGUUUUAUGACCAUGAACGCAGAAGAUGAGAGGAGGGAUGCAGAACAACGGGCUCUGCUCUCCAAAGACAAGCAGAAAGUGCAACCUCCUCGCCACACCAACCUCCAAACCUUACAAACACAGGAGCAGGACGGUAAGAGGCAAGGACUAAAAAGUGUCUAUGCUGAGGUACUUCACUUCCAGACUGUCUGUUCUUGCUUGUGGUAUAAGAGUCGGGAGAAGAUGGUGAUGCUUCCCCAGGACUUGUCCUUCAGUGAUGCACUUAUGGAGCAGGAUAACUUCUUUGAGCCAGACUCCACAGGCUGUGUGUGUAGCUCCCAGCGCUGCUCAGCCAUUAGCACUGUGUCCACUGAUGUGAGGAGCAUCUCCCCCUUCAGACUGCUCUCCAAGAGACGCAGCUCCGUCUAGAUGUGUUUAGCAUAGGUGAUGUCAGAUGAUAGAUGGAAGCUCACAAAAACACUGCUACUGUUUGUUUCUGCUAUACAUGCAUGCAUUCAAGUACAGAUGCUGGAGCACAGCCUUUGAAGUGUACGUACAAAGAGGAAAGUCAGAGUAGGUUGGGAAUUAUCGUGUCUUAAGGACACAGUACCUCUUACAUGUGUCAUGUGUGUGUGAAAUGAAUUGUCUCCUCCUGAGACCUUAUAAACUUUAUAGAAAGUAAUAAUGGACUUCUUGCUACGUCAUAAUUACAUUAUACUCCCUGACAUGGUGCAAUACAAUAUUCAAAACAUAAUUUCAACAGUGCUUUAUUACGACAAUACCAAUAGCAUACCUUAUUAUCUCCUCAAAUCACUCCUCAAACCUCAAAUUUUAUUACUAAUUAAUUAUCACAUAUUGUAUCAGUCAAGUUCUUAUUGUUUUGUGAUCACUAGUUUUAUGUCUAUAUGAUGUCAUGAUUUAAUCACAUUUGUUUGAAAAUUCUAUGCUGCACAAUGUGCUAUAAAUCAACUUUGCACCAAUAUUCUGUUGAAAAUGGGUCAAUUUGUAUGACUUUAAUUAAAUAAAGAUCAUUUUAUGUACUGUAUAUUAAAUGUACUGUAGAUAAAAAAAACUGUAACGUGUAGAAGCCCUUUUAAUACUGCACGACACUGGAGCAGGACCAUGAAAAUGAAACACCUAUAACAUAACCACUGAUCCAGAUGGCAUGCCAACAUGACUUCUGUUCUUUCCCUGGCUCUGUCCAGCCUCGGACAAGAAUAGUCUCCCCCUUUGAAGACAGUUACAGUAUAUUAACCUCAUAAGAGUUGCAUGGUGUGAGGUACAAGAACUGAAGAUGAUGCAAGAUGAUGAAUGUCUACAAACAUUCUGUUCUGUUCUGUUCUGUUGUAGUGAUGAUGAGUAGCACAAGGUUAGCCACAGCAACAACGAUUACACAAAUCACACACAUCCCAUUAAUAUACCCCAUGGCCUAUCCACACCUCAAAAUGAUACAAAUUUGAAAGGCAAUAUAUUUUUUCUCUAUCUGUACUGUAUAAGAAGUGCA